Messenger RNA from Drosophila suzukii, 1189 nucleotides. Its product is annotated as integumentary mucin C.1. Lineage: Eukaryota; Metazoa; Arthropoda; Insecta; Diptera; Drosophilidae. Gene Ontology annotation, molecular function: protein tyrosine phosphatase activity. The record is from RefSeq and is a predicted model, not a curated record.
GGUCAGAGGCAUCAGUUCCAUCGGCAACAUGUUCCACUCCAGGCCUCAGUCGCAAUCCAGCUCCUUGCUCAAUUUUGGUCUACUUCUGACCUUUGUACUGGCUUUUGUCGGGGUUAAAGGUGACUACGACUGGUAUGGCGAUUAUACGGGCUCUGAAUUGGACUACAUCUUUGCCGAUGUGAACUACGAUGCCGUGUGUCCCCCUGGUGGCUAUGCAGUUUGUGCCUCCGAUGGAUACAACUACCAUCCAUUUUCGAGCAAGUGUCGCCUGGACUCGCAGAACUUGAAGCUGCUGUUCGCCGGCAAGAAGGAACUUAUCCAAACUGAUCUGAAGUACUGUUCCUCGUAUCCCCGCCAAUCGUAUGGGUCCUCUGCUCCUGCCCAAAGUUACUAUCCCAAGAGCUCGCCAGUCCAAAACUUAGCCCCAAUUCAGUAUUCCUCAUCCUCUGGCCAGAAUUCGUAUGCCUAUGCCGCUGCAAGUGGUCCCUAUGGCGCCAAGGCAACGGCUGAGGCUCCUGGUCCAUAUCCUGUGGCUGCUCCUACCUACUCCGUUUCAUAUCCUUUAGCUCCCGCCCCUGCUCCUGCUCCCACUCCCUCUCCCGCUGCCUAUGCCCCGCCCCCAGUCAAGUAUCCUUCCCGUCCAGCCAAGUAUCCCGACCCAUUCUCAUCCUACCCCGCCUAUGCCGCUGUUCUAAGCUCCGCCGGCACCACCAAGGCGCCACCUAGCGGAUCGACCACGACCUCGGCCACUAGCUCCACCACAAAGGCCAGCAGAUAUCCACCAUAUCCCACCAAUGACCCAACAACCACGGUGACAACCACGGCGGCAACAACUACAGAAGCAACAACCACAGAAGCAACAACCACAGAAGCAACAACCACAGAAGCAACAACCACGGCAGCAACAACGACGGAAGCAACAACCACGGCAGCAACAACCACGGCUGGAACAACCACGACUGCAACAACCACGGCAGCAACAACAACGGCAGCAACAACCACGGCAGCAACAACCACCGCAGCAACAACCACCGCAGCAACAACCACCGCAGCAACAACCACGGCAGCAACAACCACGGCAGCAACAACCACCGCAGCAACAACCACGGCAGCAACAACAACCGCAGCAACAACCACCGCAGCAACAACCACGGCAGCAACAACUACGGCAGCAACAACUACGGCAGCA